UAUUUUUUGUCUAGUAACAUCAAACAAAUUAUGUCUUACCCACAACCAAAUCAGGGACAGUAUCCUACGCCUUACAACGGCAAUAAUCCACCUGCACCAGGCCAAGGUUAUGGCCCUCCUUCUGCUCCUGGAUAUGGUCCACCUCCUCCAGGAUAUGGCCAUCAACCUCAGGGCUUUCAGCAUGUUCCCCAGUAUCCUCCUGGCCAAGGACAGUACCCACCAGGGCAUGGUGGGCAUUAUGGUGGGCCAGUGACCAACCAACCAAUGGGACAACCAAAUGGUGGUUGGAUGAAUAUGCCUCAAGGCAUACCCAGUUGCCCGCCUGGCUUGGAAUACCUAACUAUGAUUGAUCAACUUCUAGUGCACCAGAAAGUCGAAAUUCUUGAAGCUUUAACUGGAUUCGAAACGAAAAACAAAUUUACCGUCAAAAAUAGCUUAGGUCAAAAAGUAUAUUACGCUGUUGAGGACAGUGACUGUUUGACAAGGAACUGUUGUGGUCCCCUAAGGCCAUUUGAUAUGAAAAUUUUGGACAACUAUAGCCAUGAAGUCAUUCAUCUCCAGAGGCCUUUAGCUUGUGAUUCUUGUUGUUUUCCAUGUUGCUUACAGAGCAUGGAAGUCUCGUCGCCUCCUGGAACAAUAGUGGGCACAGUCGAACAAGAGUGGAGCAUAUUUUGUCCCACAUUUGCGAUCAAAAACUCUAGUGGGGACACGGUACUCAGAAUCGAAGGUCCUUUGUGCACGUGGAGCAUCUGUGGUGAUGUUGAAUUCAAAAUAAUGUCUGGCGAUGGGAAUGUCCAAGUAGGAAAAAUUUCCAAACAGUGGUCUGGGUUGGUCAGAGAAAUGUUUACUGAUACAGAUUACUUUGGAAUCACUUUCCCUAUGGACCUGGACGUCAAAAUGAAGGCUGUUAUGUUGGGAGCAUGUUUUUUAAUUGAUGCUAUGUUCUUUGAAAAAUCAGGCAACCAAAAUUGAUCCAGUGUUAUUUGAAUUUAUGGCAGGUGGUAAAUAACUCUUUCCAGUACCUACUCAAUUACUUUUGGCAUAUUAUGUUGUUUCAACCAUUGUCAGUACACUGAUUACCCUUUGAUUUGAUGACAUCAUCGAAAUUUUGAGUAUGGUACACCAUACACACACAGUGUGUUCCGUUAUCGAUGCUUUUGAGUGAUAUCAGAGUUAUCUUGGGGAUACAGCCUUGCGGUUUUCGCGGGCCUGUGCCACUUUUUUGUGAAACUCAAGAUGGCCCCCCUCUAUAUCUACGAAGUUUCUAAGCGAAAAUGGCAAAUUAAAAUCUCAAACUUAUGAUUUUUUAAAUGAUUUAUAAUCUAUAAAAUCACUAAAACAUUGAAUUAAUAGUUGGCUAUGGAUUUUUCAUAUAAAAAAGUUAUAAUUGAAGGAAUAUUUCUUUUGAUUUUUCCAUGGAGAGGACAAAACAAUAUCAACACUAAUUAACUAACAAAACGAAAAACGUAGGUACCUGCUAGCAAAAAAUAAAUAAAAAGUUCAU
Messenger RNA from Phaedon cochleariae (mustard beetle), 1504 nucleotides. Lineage: Eukaryota; Metazoa; Arthropoda; Insecta; Coleoptera; Chrysomelidae. The record is from the annotation of a GenBank genome assembly.